GUUCUCCUUCUUCUUGAACUCGAGAAUUUCUCAGUCCUUACCCAUCAAGAAAUUCCGAGCUCCGUUCUCCUCCUCUCAGAUCAAUGGAGGAUGCCACGCCUGUCCCACUCCUUCAACAACCUCACCUCAACCUCCCUCCCACCAUGUCCCCCUCCUCCCUCCUCCUCGACGCCCUCCCGACGCCGUCCGACCGGGCCCACAUCGCCCGCUUGCUCAAUCCCUCCCACUCCCGGUCCCCCUCCAAGCCUAUCUACUCCGACAGGUUCAUCCCCUCCCGAUCCGGCUCCAACUUCGCCCUCUUCGGCCUCAACCCCUCCCCCAAGCCCGCCCCUGCCGACGGGAAGGACGAAAUAUCCUCCUCCUCCGCCGCCUACUCUGCCCUUCUGAGGGCCGCUCUCUUCGGGCCCGACACGCCCGAGCGAAAGGACGAACCUUUCUCCGCUUCCCGGAAUAUUUUCCGGUACAAGACCGAGACGAAGCGGCCACUCCAUUCUAUUAUGCCUUUCGGGUUCGAAGACGAGGAUCCGGCGGGUGGAGCCUCUCGCGGCCCAGCAAAGGCCCCAAGGAAGGUACCCAGGUCGCCAUACAAGGUUUUGGAUGCGCCGGCGUUGCAAGAUGACUUCUACCUGAACCUAGUGGACUGGUCUCCGCACAAUGUGCUUGCUGUUGGGUUAGGGAACUGCGUCUAUUUAUGGAAUGCUUGCAGCAGUAAGGUAACAAAGUUAUGCGACUUGGGCAUCGAUGAUAGUGUCUGUUCAGUGGGAUGGGCUCAGCGUGGAACACAUCUAGCCGUUGGAACCAGAAAUGGAAAACUCCAGUUAUGGGAUGCAUCUUGCUGCAAGAGAGUAAGGACCAUGGAAGGUCAUCGUCUGAGGGUUGGUGCCUUAGCUUGGAGUUCGUCUCUAUUGUCUUCAGGUAGUCGGGAUAAGAGCAUUCUCCAACGAGACAUGCGAGCUCAGGAUGACUUUGUCAGUAAACUCUCAGGACACAAGUCAGAGGUUUGUGGACUGAAAUGGUCUCAUGAUAACCGUGAACUAGCAUCAGGCGGGAAUGAUAACAGACUUUUUGUCUGGAAUCAACAUUCAACUCAGCCUGUUCUCAAGUAUAGCGAACACACAGCCGCUGUGAAAGCAAUUGCGUGGUCGCCUCAUCUUCAUGGUCUUCUUGCAUCAGGAGGUGGAACAGCAGAUCGCUGCAUUCGUUUCUGGAACACAUCCACAAACUCACAAUUGAGUUGCAUUGACACGGGAAGUCAGGUCUGCAAUCUUGUGUGGUCUAAAAAUGUAAACGAACUCGUUAGCACUCAUGGGUACUCCCAGAACCAGAUAAUAGUGUGGAGAUAUCCGUCAAUGUCAAAGUUGGCGACGCUUACCGGGCACACAUUCCGGGUUCUGUAUCUUGCAAUUUCACCUGAUGGACAGACAAUUGUGACAGGAGCUGGAGAUGAGACGCUCAGAUUUUGGAACGUGUUCCCAUCUCCAAAGUCGCAGAACACUAACAGCGAGAUCGGAUCAUCGUUCCUCGGAAGGACCGUGAUUCGGUGAUUACUGGGCUUUCUCAUUGCUCUUCUGGAUGUUCUCCUUUUGCUGUAUCACGGUCCAGAUUCGAAGAAUGCGCUAUUAUAUUUUACAGCUUGUAAAAUUAUGGGACUGAAGAACUGAAAGCCGCCUGGUAAGUUUUGGACUCCCUUUUCCCACUGAUAUAUUCAGAGAUGUGAGGUGAUAUCAUCAACCAUGCCGAAGAUGUGAAUAGAAGAAGAGAGUUCCAUCUCUCUCAAUUGGUCUUAUUUAGCCAAGAUUUGAUGAUUUUUUCAAGCAAUCAUUCUUCAUUUUGAUAUGUGUAUCCAGUAGAAUCCGGGAUAGCAUUGUAAAUUCUGAAUGAUGAUGACGCAUUCUUACUCUUCCCACCUUAGUCCGUCUUUCCACUGCUGGGAUUCAGAUUCUGCAGCAUAGCUUAUCUCUCUCUUUAUCAAUGAUAUGUAUCUCUUGUGGGCUAUUAGCAGUCAUGAAUGCCAAACUUUGAGCAUGUAAUUGAUACUCCGGGCUAAAGAUGGAACCCGGAACUGAAGUGCUAGUA
Punica granatum (pomegranate) is the source of this 2076-nucleotide messenger RNA. The record is from RefSeq and is a predicted model, not a curated record. NCBI's taxonomy places the organism in Eukaryota, Viridiplantae, Streptophyta, Magnoliopsida, Myrtales, Lythraceae.